UGACGCAGUACGGCGGGCGGUCGUUCGGGUGAGGAGGCGGAGUUUACGAUUACGCACCGAGAGAGUGGAGCCGCGGCCUCGGCGCUUGUAUGGCGGAAUGACCGAGCCCAGGGCUCAGAGGGAGAGUCCCGCCGGGAAUGGAGAGCCCGGGGCCGGUUUCGACGCCGCCGCUGCUCAGGGAGACGGGCCGGGACUGAGUGCCGGAGUCGGGCAGCGGCGACAGCAGCAGCAGCAGCAAGAGGAGGAGGAAGAGGGAGAAGAGGAGGAGAGGGAGGCCCGGCAGAGGCGGCGGCGGCAGCAGCGGCAGCGUCGGGAGGAGGAAGAGGAGCUGGACCCCCGCAUCCAGGAAGAGCUAGAACACCUUAACCAGGCCAGUGAGGAGAUCAACAAACUGGAACUACAGCUGAAUGAAGCGAGGAAUACCUACCGGAAAAUACUAUCGGAGUCAGCAAGGAAGCUGAACGCUCAGGGUUCGCAACUGGGCAACUGCAUCGAGAAGGCCCGGCCUUACUAUGAGGCCCGACGACAGGCUAAAGAGGCCCAGCAGGAAACGCAGAAAGCUGCCCUGCGGUACGAGAGGGCGGUCAGCAUGCACAAUGCGGCCCGUGAGAUGGUGUACGUGGCCGAGCAAGGGCUGAUGGCAGACAGAAACAGGCUGGACCCCACCUGGCAGGAGAUGCUGAAUCACGCCACCUCGAAGGUGAAUGAGGCGGAGGAGGAGAGGCUGAGGAGCGAGCGGGAGCACCAGCGGGUCACCCAGAUGUGCCAGGAAGCCGAGGACCGUGUCCAGGAGCUGCAGAAAUCCCUCAAAAGGAUGAUCAUCAAAUCCAAGCCCUACUUCGAGCUGAAAGCCCAGUUCAACCAGAUUCUGGAGGAGCACAAGGCCAGGGUGACAGCCCUGGAGAAGCAGGUGGCCCAGGCCAAGACCAGGUACUCGGUGGCCCUCCGCAACCUGGAGCAGAUCAGCGAGCAGAUUCACGCUCUCCGGCUGCAGAGACUGGGCUCUCGCCGGGCAUCGCCAGUGGGGGCCGAGGCCGUGCCAGUCUACCCCGAGCGGGAGCUGGAGGAGGAGGAGGAGGAGGAGGAGGUGGACGUGGACAAGGCCUCGGCCUACCCCCCACUGGGGGAGGAGGAGAAGGGGGCCCCGCUCCCCCCUCCCUCGGACAACCUGUCGGUGCUAAGCUUCCAAACUAUCGCCUCGGACCUGCAGAAGUUUGACUCGGUGGAGCAUCUCGGCGAUCUGUCGGACGCGCUGAGCCUGGACAGUGACGACCUGAGCCGGGAGGCCCAGAGGCCGAGCAGGACCUUCUUCCCUUUCAAACACCACCGCAGCGUCAGCCUGUGAGCCAGGGAGGACCAUGGCGGGAGGCUGGGGUGGGGCGAGGGGCGAGGGGGGAGGUGGGGAGGAUGCUGCCACUGCAUCCCAACCCCUGCCCCCCAAUCGUACACUGUUUACACCAUUGCAGAUACCAAUCCGUCUCAAUCAGAGAGAGAGAGAGAGAGGAAUCCACUCCCCUCCCCAGCUAAAGCCCACCGCUGCUCCCUCAAUUUUUAAUCAUAAACGUGCUCGCUUCCCAUUCCCGAUGUACAAAUUUAAUAAAAACGCUGCUCUGUAGGGGGGUGGUGGAUGCAGCUCACUUUAUGCACAACUACGAGUUCUCCAACACCCCCCUCCAAAAAAAACUAAAUGGGCAGAAACUGUCUCGAUGGGUUAUCGUGAAUCACCGCAGACACUUAUACAGUGCAUACCCCUAAGGGUUUGAUUUCUGGCCCAGUCAACAAGCAGUGAGUUACAAUGGAUCAACCCUCACCCUGCUGGUUUGGUGUCGAUUCUGUAGGGUUCAUAGCCAAUAACCUUCACCCCUUGCUGAAUAAACAUCUCGCCUGUACAGUUAGGGACUAAUCCAUACUCUGCUCGAGAAGAAAAGCCCUACUGCAUAUAAUUACGCAGUAAGUAACCCUUUUACACUGCUGACUGAACAUGUACUUUGCACAACGAGGAAGUAAUUUAUACCCCACUCAAUUUAUGGGGUCUCUGUAAAAUGUUGCCUUCAGUAGCCCCAGCCCUUUAAGUAUCUAGUGGGGCGGACAAUGGUUUGUACCCCCGCGCCCCCCCCCCCGCCCCAACAACAACUGCAGGGCAGUGGGUCAGACAUGGUCCAGCCAAACCCUCCCACCACCGUACCCCCCCCUCUAAAAAACAAAGGGUCUGGAUCUGGCUGUGCCAUUCCUGAUGCUGCUGAUUUGAUCAUUAUUUAUGUUUUAGUAAGUGGUUUAACUGGAAUGCCUCCCCAUUGGUCUUUUAAACCAUCAGAGCAGUGGAGCUGAGCUCACUUGCCUCUGUGGCCUGGGGAAUGGCUGCCGUGCUUCACAGAACCUGGACUCAGGAAGGGGUACAACUUGGCCAGGAGUAGCCCCACUCUGUACCUCCACCUGGACACAUCAACUGGGGUCUCCCCCCACUCCAUAUCUUCCCCAUCAACACCCCCCUCCCCAUGGGAUACAUCAGCAAGGCCUCAUCCAUCCUGUACCUGUCCAGGAUGAACCAGCCCUACACCCAUGUCUGCAUCCCACCCUGCCCAGAUAAAUCAGCUGGAGUUCCCCUUGCUCCGUAUCUACCCCCACCCCUCCCCAUCCCACCCCCAACCCCCAAAGCCUCUUCCUGGGUAAGUUGGCCAGGGUUACCCCGUGGCCCUGUCUCUGCCUCGAGCAUCGUGUGGAGAGAGUGCGGGCGGCGGUGGCAUCUGUGAAUGCCAACGCGUGCGAGAGGGGCUGACCCACCUGUCCCGAAGCAGCCAGCGUCCCUGCACCCGCUCGGACAAACCGGGGCGAGCCAGCAACACCAGUGGGACAAUCCGACGGGAACAGUUUUGAUUUGAGUUUGAGAUGUUCAAGCCGGCCUGCUUUCUUCUGCUGCCUGUUUCUGGUGCCACACCUGCCUGGCACUGUCGGUACGAUGGACCUGGUGCUCCAAGAGGCGGGUCAAAUGACUGCGUCAGUGCCAGUGUACCUCAAUCAUAUUUAUUAUAGAACUGUUUUUAUAUCUGUUCGCAUCUGUCUGUGUGCGCGUGUGAUAGUACAGACUUCAGAAUAAAGUUGGGAGAAUUUG
Stegostoma tigrinum is the source of this 3109-nucleotide messenger RNA. It is a transcript of the gene sh3bp5lb, whose product is annotated as SH3-binding domain protein 5-like, b. Gene Ontology annotation, cellular component: cytoplasm. Gene Ontology annotation, molecular function: protein kinase inhibitor activity. The record is from RefSeq and is a predicted model, not a curated record. Gene Ontology annotation, biological process: intracellular signal transduction; negative regulation of protein tyrosine kinase activity. NCBI's taxonomy places the organism in Eukaryota, Metazoa, Chordata, Chondrichthyes, Orectolobiformes, Stegostomatidae. The transcript is spliced from 6 exons. The coding region runs from base 98 to 1345 and encodes 415 amino acids.